Molecule: messenger RNA, 4008 nt
Organism: Dreissena polymorpha
Lineage: Eukaryota; Metazoa; Mollusca; Bivalvia; Myida; Dreissenidae
Product: probable G-protein coupled receptor No18
Exons: 2
Coding region: 134-1336 (400 amino acids)
Biological process (GO): neuropeptide signaling pathway
Cellular component (GO): membrane
Molecular function (GO): G protein-coupled peptide receptor activity
Source: RefSeq, a predicted model, not a curated record
AUUUCACAAUGUGUUCAACACGCCUGUUAUAAGAACUUGCAUUAUUUAAAUGCAGAUGACUGUAUUCAUUAGGGACUGAUUACAAAAGGAAACACGCUAACUUGUGAAGUGUUUAUUUUUGUGCGGAGAAAAAAUGACGCACGCGAUGGCUGCUAGCAACGGUACGAUGCUUACCAACAACACGAUUUCGCACGACCACGAUGUCUUAAUCCAGGAACUGAAUGACAAGAUGGCGGACCAGAUGGUUCCCGCUACGGUUUUCAUUUCUACUAUGAUGGUUCUCAGCCUAGUAGGGAACCCAAUGGUGUGUUAUUACUAUGGCGCUAAAACGAAGCUUACAACCAAUACAUUCUUCAUCGUAAUUUUGGCUUUAUAUGACGUCAUCGUUUGUGCAAUAUCCGUGCCAGGAGUAAUCGCCGAUAUGAAGUUCUUUUACACUUUUGAAAAUAACGUCGCCUGCAAACUACUGCGGUUUGUGAAUUACUUUGGAUCAAUAGGAUCAAUUUUGACUCUUAUUGCUAUAGCCAUGGACCGAUUUAAAAAGAUAUGUCGCUUGACUAAGCCUCAGAUGGGGAUUCGAACUGCAAAGUUGGUGAGCUUAGGGAGUAUUGGGAUAGCUAUUAUGUUGUCGUGGCCGUGUCUUGCAAUAUUCGGAUCGAUUCAAGUGCCCAUACCAAAUACAUAUGGCCUUGACCUCAUGGGGGCGGAUUGUACAUUUACCAAAGACGUCGCUUACCAGAAAUAUGUCUGGAUCUUUAACGGAGUCCUCUUUGUUCUGUCUGUUGGGUUAUCGGUGAUUUUGAUUGUGCUGUACAGCAUUAUCGUGCACACAAUUUUAAGCCACAAGAAAAGAUUAAUUAUGCACAAACCGAGAAAAAACAGAGCCUCGUCGUCGACUGAAGUUGAAACGUCUUUAACUGACUGCAGUCAUACGGCGGACGACAAACUGAAAGAAAAAGAGAAAGGAGAAAUCAAAACACUACUCGCAACAAAAUCUCUUGCUCCAAGAAAUGAUCGACAUUCAACAGCAUCUAAGAAAUCGACGAACGCACAGAAAGAGUCAGGCAUUGACAGCGAGGCAGUGAAAAUUACCGUCGUCAUGGUCAUCGUUAACAUAGUUUUCAUCGUCAGUUUUUUACCGUACCUCUCACUGUGUGUUUGGGUCGUUUUCAAGAGCCAACACGAAUCAGAGUUUCUGUCCGGUGCCGGUCUCGUUUUGUUUAAAAUUGGGACAAGGUCAUUUAUUUUUAACAGUAGUCUCAAUCCGUGGAUUUACGGAAUUUUUAACAGCAACUUUAGACAUUUUUACUUUGGUUGGUUGUGUAGGAAGCGAUGAACAUAUUAAAACGCAUAAUUAUUAUACGAAUAUUUGGUUCCCUUGAUUACCGUGAAUGACGUAAGACUGGAUCUCUUUCGGAGUCUUUCCUGUAAUAGGGCGACUAUGUGUCGCCAAUAGCUGACGUUGUGCGUUUGAUUGACUAAUAAUUGAAUCGCCAAUAGCUGACGUUGUGCGUUUGAUUGACUAAUAAUUGAAUCUCACAUGUAUGUGUAUACACCAUUAAAAGACGAUGCAUUUGCAUGCAACCUAUUUAUGCUAGUAAUUAAGAAUAAUGUUGUGUACUAUAUAUAUGGCAUUUAAAUGUUUUUAUAUUCAUUUUUGUUUAAAUGUCGACUGGAAAUGAUAUAGUGCAACACUUUAUUUCAAAAUACGCAAGGCUUUUAGUCCGUACUUUGCACAUAUAUUAACCAACAUAUUUCAUGUUUUUGACCUUUUGGCAAAUUGACAGUAAGUAAAGUAAGCUCAAAGUCUGCCUAACUUGUUUUAUCUAUAAAUAAUAUAUUAAAUCAAGAUUUUCGAAAAUUACCUGUCAAUUUUUACAAAUGUAAUCGUUUCUUUUAUAUCAAGGAAACAAGCAUUAAUACUUGUUUAAAUUGGGUUCGUAAACACAAUCCCCCAAGCAAAUACUGAAAGUGAGACGUUUGGCUGUUUCGAAAUCGCUCUGAUAAACCUAGCGGUGUGCAAGAACUAAACAACAUCUUAGCAACACAUACUGAAUUUAAUUGUGGUGUCUCAUUUGCAAAUGUCCACUUCACUAACCCCUUUCAAAGUACUUCAUCUGCGUUCAAUUUAUGUGAAUUGUACCGUAAAUGAGGAAUAUGGAAAGCGGUUUAUUUAUCGUUCGACCUAUUGACUUUUAAUGGAUUUUGUAACUGUUUCAGGGGGUUUAUGUUAUUGAAAACUAUAUCAAGCUGAUGAAGAUGUUUUCUUUUAUCAGGCCCGGAACUUAAAUGGGGAAUAAAAUGUAAUUUUAGUGACUUAAAUGUAGCAUUUAUGAUCAAGACAUUAUACGUGCUUGUGAGCAAAAUCAUAAUGGUGAAUCAUGUGGCCCUGAUUAUCUGCUAAAUGAUUUCAAGUUUCUUAAAAGUUGUUUGUACUUUGUUUAAUAAAUUCUUUGAAUAUAGACAUUUUCUUGAAGAAUGGAAUAGAAAUCGAAAUAGACAAAUGGUAUAAACCUGAAGCUAUACCUUUCCAACAGAAAACGUCAACAUUGCAAUGUCCUUGUGGAUACGGAUAAAUAUCACUUCUUAUUAGAAUAUUCCUUAUAUAAUGCUAUUAAGAAAUUGUAUAUAAAUAAAUAUUACGGGAAAAGACCAAACAGGAUGAAAUUUAUUGAAUUAAUGCAAUCGAAUACUACAAGUACCAACAGAUACAUUGCUAUGUACGUACAUAGCUUUUGUCAAAGAAACCUGUAUAUUAUGAUUAAUUGUAUAUAAUUCAUUACUCAAACUUGAGUUCUCGCUCUUUUGUAGAUUCGCCUUUGUUGUUUUUGAUGUCAUCGUUAUAGUAUUUCUUGUUAACUAGAUUCUAUAUGCUUUUAUCUUAAAAAACACUCUUUUUUGUCCGGGUCCUUUGCAUGUAUUGAUACAUUAUUAAACAACUUAUAAAAUUCAAUACUGAACACAUGUCAUGCCUUUAUAUAUGAUAAUAUGUUUUUAUCAUGUCUACGCAGGGGCAGUAUGUCUAUUGUAUAUUUGAAAUAGACCAUUAUAUUAGGCGUGUGGUGUAUUUUGUUUAAUGUUCAGGUUAGCUAAAACAAUAACAAUUAAAUUGAGGUGGUCUCAGGCGGGAAAAUUUCAACAACUGUUUUCCACAUUACUAUGACAUUAUGCAUCAGUACACAAUUCCAUGAGGAAUAAAUGGAAAGAAACAUGAUUUGUAAUCGUUUUUGAAUAUGCAUAAAUACGUGUAUAAUGCACAUAUCAUGGCCAUUUAAUUCAGUGGCACUUUCACUUUACUGUAUUACUGUUUACAUUUAAAAUAAUUAAUUUGGUGGUAAUUAAUUUGUAGAUACAUAAUAGGAAGCAUUGUCGAAUAAGUCAUGCGUUUGCUCGAAUUUAGUUAUAAUUACCUCAAAUAAACGACAUUUAAACAGUGUGAUUACUCACUGUUAUACUUCCAUAGUUUAAAGGUUGUUAUAACGACGAAAUUCUUGAGGUAAACCCUUGUUUAUAAAUAAAAACUAAAAUUAAAAAAGGAGUAAAAUUAGUGUAUUCAAACAUUAUACAAAACUAGUAUAUACUUUUGUUUUAUUGUUGCCGUUGUGCUGGUGUUUGAAUACAGCGAACGGUUUACCUAACAUUUACCAAGAUAACCUAUUUGGUAUCAUAUUCGAAUUCAUUUUCAACAUUCAACUGUUAAAGAUGAAUCAUCCAGAACGCUGAUUGGUAGUUUGUUUAUAAAAAAUAAAGUAUGUUCAUCCAAUUAUAAAAACCGCAUAACCCUUUUAACCACACCUGGUGUGCUUGUUGAUUAUGCUUUAUUUGAAAUUUCUGUAGGAUUAAAGUUCAGGGUGAUGAAUAAGAAGAGUAACACACAGAUUUUUUAAGUUUUAACCUUUUGGCAUAAUCACAGACAGUUAAGUACAAGUUCAAGACAUUUGCCUUACAUGUUUUAGUUGAACAUAUGAUUGUUUAUAUAAUCUAUUAAUUUUUCUUCGUGCAUUGUGA